AUGACUAAAGGUGAACUCAAAGUUAUUGUUGUCGAAGCGAAGAAUUUAAAGGACAAGGAUGUUGUUGGAAAAAGUGAUCCAUAUGUUGAACUCUGGAUUGAAAAAGGCUACAAACAAAAGACCACCGUCAAGGACGGUACUUUAAACCCAAAAUGGGAAGAAGACUUCAAAUUUAACAUUCAAGAGGGCCAACAUACUCUUCAUCUCAAAGUUCUCGAUAAAGAUAUUACUGAUUCUGACAAGAUUGGAGAAACUAAAAUCGAUCUAAAGGAAGUCUUCAGUGCGGGUUACGUAGAUAAAUGGUACAAAUUACCAGCACUGCUCGGUUUAAGCAGCCAUGGUGAAGUUCACGUGGUUCUUCAAUUUAAUGCAGAAUAA
Molecule: messenger RNA, 378 nt
Organism: Ambispora leptoticha
Lineage: Eukaryota; Fungi; Glomeromycota; Glomeromycetes; Archaeosporales; Ambisporaceae
Source: the annotation of a GenBank genome assembly